Penicillium canariense is the source of this 855-nucleotide messenger RNA. Its product is annotated as putative U-box domain protein. Lineage: Eukaryota; Fungi; Ascomycota; Eurotiomycetes; Eurotiales; Aspergillaceae. The record is from RefSeq and is a predicted model, not a curated record. Gene Ontology annotation, molecular function: protein-folding chaperone binding; ubiquitin protein ligase activity. Gene Ontology annotation, cellular component: cytoplasm. Bases 1 to 855 code for a protein of 284 amino acids. The transcript is spliced from 3 exons. Gene Ontology annotation, biological process: proteasome-mediated ubiquitin-dependent protein catabolic process; cellular response to misfolded protein; protein quality control for misfolded or incompletely synthesized proteins.
AUGGCGCAAGCGCUUAAAAAAAGGGGCAAUGAGCUCUAUGUGGAGGGCGACUUUAUUGGCGCCGAGGACUACUACUCCCAAGCUAUUGCCAAGGAUCCGCAUGACCCAACUUUCUUCACAAACCGCGCGGUCACCCGCAUCAAGUUGGAGAAAUGGGAAGAUGUCGAGCACGACGCCCGCGCCGCCCUCAGCCUCUACGGCAAGAAAGACCCGGCCUCGCUCAAAAGCAGCUUGUAUCUCGCUCAAGCUCUCCUUGCCUUGAAUCGGCCUCAGGAAGCAUACGAUCUCACGAUCGUCGCAUACCAGUUUAGUCUGGAGGUUAGGAACGUGCAGACGGAGAAGCUGUCUGGAAUGCUCCUGCGCGCCAAGAAGGCGCUGUGGGAAGCCCGGGAAACGGCACGCCUGCAUGAGAUGGAUGAGACGCUGAAGAGUGUGGAGGAGCUGAUUAGUGCCGAUCUGAUGCGCGCGGAGAAGGAGCUGGGGGAUCAGCUUGCAAAGCAGGAGAUCGGGGAGGUGGGCUACCGCGAGGACCUGCGCGCGCUGCGGGAGGAUGCGGCGAAGAAAGUCUCCCAUGUUCGGGAGGCGUUCAGAAUUUCGUCCAAGGGGGAUAUUCAGGAACGGGUUGUGCCCGACUACCUGAUCGAUGGGAUCACCUUCGAGGUCAUGCAUGAUCCUGUCAUCACUCCGUCUGGAACCAGCUUCGACCGUAUCGGCAUUGUGAAGUAUGUUGAGAAGGCCGGCGUGGAUCCGCUCACACGUGAAGCGAUGUCGGUCAAGGAUCUACGGCCGAACUAUGCGCUUAAGGCGGCAUCCGAGGAGUUCUUGACCAAGAACGGCUGGGCAGUGGAUUGGUGA